UGUUGGUGCUUUCUUCUUUCGCCUUCUCCUGCGUUUAGUUUCGUUUCAAAUAUUCCCCUCGCUACGACUCUACGAGUGCCUAUUGCAUGGGUCUUGGAUUUACUUAGCGCAAGGAGGUUGCGGUUUGAGCAAAAGGACAUUCGCUCUUUUCAUCUUCCAACACUCUCCGGCCAUCUCUACAUCAACUAGGCCAUCGUAUCGCAAAUCAGCCGGUCCGGGAAACACUCGAUCGCUGGGAUCACGCUGGACACUGAAAACCGGGCUAUACCUCCUACAUCACGAAUUACGAUUGACGGCCAUACAAAUCUUCUUGAGACGACAACCCGUUCAGCACUCGAAUAGACCUUGCCGAUUUACGAAUAAAAAUCAGUGUUUCACUGCCUAGUUGACCUGUCCAAAAGCGAGCCUCGUAAGAUCUUCUUCCAUCCCGACUUGCCAUCAUGGCAGACUUUGCAUUCAAGCGGCAGGACGACACUGGAAUCCCUACAGAAACCACCAAAAUUGUACCUCUUACCUGCCAUGGCCACUCACGACCUAUCACUCAUGUCUCUUUUUCUUCGUUACUGGCAAGCUCUGGCUCCGCGUCGCAAUACUACAUGAUCUCUGCCUGCAAGGACAACAACCCGAUGCUCCGCGAUGGUCUUACCGGCGAUUGGAUCGGAACAUUUAUCGGCCACAAAGGCGCGGUAUGGAGCGCGCGACUCUCCGAUGAUGCCACCCUGGCCGCUACUGGAUCCGCCGACUUCUCCGCAAAGGUGUGGGACACGUUCACCGGACAAACGCUGCACACACUCCAGCACAACCACAUCGUUCGAGCGGUGGCCUUUCCACCUCAGGAAAAACCUCAAGUACUCGCAACAGGAGGCAUGGAAAAGAAACUCCGGAUUUUCGAUCUGUCUCACACUGGCGAUGACAACUCAUCCACGAGCGAGAUCACCAACGGCAGCUCACCUGAACCAUCUUCCUACGAGAUUGGCGCAGGCGAACAUCAAGGAGCGAUCAAAUCCAUCAUCUGGUCCCGCGACCCGAACGUGCUCAUCACCGCCGCAGACGACAAGAAGAUCCGAUGGUGGGAUCUCCGUGCCCGCUCUCUCAUCGCCUCCUACGACAUCGCCGGCCUCCCACUUUCCUGCGAACUCAACGCUGGUCUUGCGGGCUACCCAGAAGGCAUCAUCAGCGUCGCAGCCGGCAAAAACAUCUACUUCUUCGACGGCGCGCGACCAGGACAGUUGAUCAAACACAUCGCCACGGAGCGGGAAGUCGCCAGUGUCGCGCUGAAUGGAGAUGCAAAGCGCUUCGUGACCGGAUGUCCGAACGAUACGUGGGUGCACGUCUGGGACUGGGAGACGGAGAGGGAGGUCGAGACCGGGAGAGGACAUCACGGACCGGUAUGGACGACAUGUUUCAGUCCGGAUGGCAGGUUGUAUGCUACCGGGAGUGAGGACGGGACCGUGAAGAUGUGGAAAUUCACGCAAGGGCCCUAUGGGUUGUGGAGAUGAUCGAGAGGGUGGGGAGGGAAGUCGAGAUCAUGUGCAAGACUUUGGUAGCGGAUGGGAGUCGUUCGCGACCCGCGUUUGGGAGUCAGUUGUAUGGUACCCGGGCCAUCAUAGGACUAGCAUGCGUGCAUACAGAACCCAAAGCGACAGUGGGCGUGUAGACGCCUCGCUCACAGGAAAGCUCUUUUCGCCGCCAGUCAAGCCGAAGAAGAAAGACAGUCCGGC
Molecule: messenger RNA, 1721 nt
Organism: Zymoseptoria tritici IPO323
Lineage: Eukaryota; Fungi; Ascomycota; Dothideomycetes; Mycosphaerellales; Mycosphaerellaceae
Exons: 2
Coding region: 441-1499 (352 amino acids)
Biological process (GO): spliceosomal snRNP assembly
Cellular component (GO): SMN complex
Molecular function (GO): protein binding; RNA binding
Source: RefSeq, a predicted model, not a curated record